UGGCCGCCCGCACCGCACCCGCCACCGUCGCUGCCGCCAUGGGAGUGCAGGUGGAGACCAUCUCCCGUGGAGACGGGCGCACCUUUCCGAAGCGCAGCCAGACCUGCGUGGUGCACUACACCGGGAUGCUGGAAGAUGGAAAGAAAUUUGAUUCCUCCCGGGACAGAAACGAGCCCUUUAAGUUUGUGCUAGGCAAGCGGGAAGUGAUCCGAGGCUGGGAAGAAGGGGUGGCCCAGAUGAGUGUGGGUCAGAGAGCCAAACUGACUAUCUCUCCAGACUACGCUUACGGGGCCACCGGUCACCCUGGCAUCAUCCCACCAAACGCCACUCUGGUCUUCGAUGUGGAGCUUCUAGGACUGGAAUGACAGAAAUGGCCUCCUCCCUUAGCUCCCUGUUCGUGGAUCUGCCAUGGAAGGAUCUGGUGCCUCCAGACGCUGCACACGAGUCCAUGCGGAGCUCUUCCUGACUCCCCACUCCACUCUAUAAACAUCUGCCCCGACUGAACGUGUUCUGUCACUCGCCUUUGCUUCUG
Molecule: messenger RNA, 532 nt
Organism: Dipodomys spectabilis (banner-tailed kangaroo rat)
Lineage: Eukaryota; Metazoa; Chordata; Mammalia; Rodentia; Heteromyidae
Product: peptidyl-prolyl cis-trans isomerase FKBP1A-like
Exons: 1
Coding region: 39-365 (108 amino acids)
Molecular function (GO): peptidyl-prolyl cis-trans isomerase activity
Source: RefSeq, a predicted model, not a curated record